AUGAAUGGUGAUGAAGAUGAGCUGUCCUAUUUGAACGACUUUCAAGAGAUUUUGCAGUCUGAAGUUUAUGUGGACUUGGAGAGAUUACGUAUAUUAGCUAGACACGGCGUGCCCGACCAACUACGAGGGGAAGUUUGGAAAUACUUGCUAGGCGUACAACAAGCAGAUCGUUCCAAAGAAUUAAGUUCAAGUAAGGCAAGGACAGAAGAAUACGAUCAAUUAGACAAGAUAGACAGUGAAACAGCCAAACGGAUUCGAGGAGAAGUGAGUCGGUUUCAGCGUAGAGUGCCCGAAUUAGAUGGAAAUGAGCAUGUUCAGUCGUUUGUCAAUAUCAUUUUAGCUUACUUGAACAGCAAUCAUGAUGUUGAAUACAAUUCCAGCCUAGUGUCAUUGUGUGCACCCUUCAUCUAUGUCAUGGAGACCGAAUGCGACGCCUUUUUCUGCUUUGAGCGGUUGAUGCAAGCGAUAGAGGAGUACAACACAAACAUCAGCUUGAAGGAGCAAGUGGCUCAGUUCAUGACACUGUUUAGAUGUGGAUUAUCCGAGCUAUGUAGCUAUUUUGACGAGGAGGAGGUUGAUUUGAAUGAAUGGUCGACAUCUUGGCUACAAAAUCUGCUGGCCAAAGAGAUGAGAUUCGAGAAUCUGGUUCGACUGUGGGAUACCUAUUUCGCAAUGACAGAUCCGUUUGCAUUUCAUCCGUUUGUGUGUCUCUCCAUCCUACUAAGCGCCAAAGAAGCCCUUGAAGAUUUAGAACAAUCCGAGAUUAGAACCAUGCUACUUCGACUACCGUUAUUGAACAUGGAAAUGAUCAUUGCAGACGCAUAUAACUUUAGACACGAAACCAUCGAGAGACAAAUGAGUGAAAAUGGAGAAUUAUAG
Molecule: messenger RNA, 879 nt
Organism: Mucor velutinosus
Lineage: Eukaryota; Fungi; Mucoromycota; Mucoromycetes; Mucorales; Mucoraceae
Product: DPBB_1 domain-containing protein
Exons: 6
Coding region: 1-879 (292 amino acids)
Biological process (GO): activation of GTPase activity
Molecular function (GO): GTPase activator activity
Source: RefSeq, a predicted model, not a curated record